GGAUUAUCAUAAAAGUUUGGGUCUUUCUUAAAUAACCUAAAACCUGCAAAACAGUUUUCCACCAACCAAUAUUAAAGGUAUCUUCUAAGGUAAAAACCUGUGGAGAUUUUGCUAGUAGAGCUAUAUUUAGGCCCAAAUGUUAUUUGGAGGGCUUCCUAAGCCUGUUAUUUCUGGUUUCAGUAAAACUCUAGUGUAUGGGUCCCAAUGUCAGUUGUGAUCCCUAAAAGACAUUUGGGUGACAGCUGGCUAAUUUUGAAGAGGAACAGAUGCUGCACAUUGUAAACUGCUUAGAGAGUGCUAGUUCACUGAUAAGUGAUAUAGAAAUGUACUUGCUAUUGCUAGCCCACCCUCAGUGUAUAUAUUUAGUUGAUAUAGCCUGCAGUGCUAAAGACAUUUCUUUGAGGAUAGAUCCAGUUGAACUUAAUGGAACUUACUUCCAUGCUAACAAGCUGAGAAUCCUAUACUUUAGUUAUUUAUCUGCUUAUGAUAAAUAAAAUAACCUUUCAAUUUAUUUUAUUGGUUUAAAAUUUUGGUCUACUACUUUGAUCAACUGACACAGUGGAUUAAUCAGUGGUUGUGGAUUGCACCUUUAGCAUUCCUGAGAAUCUGUUUUCUGCAUUAGAGAAUCAUCUCAGACAGUUUGAGUCAUCUUCAGGCACCCUGCGGGAAAUCUAUUCAUCUAGCUCCAUGAUGACCAAGUCUGAACAAGAAUUAUCCAGCCUCCAUAAUACCAUGCAAGAAGUUGAAAACAAUGAACAGAUACAAUCUAAAAAGAUACAGAGCAUUAAUGAGAAAUUUGGAAAUGCUAUAAACCACUGGAAAAGGAGCCAAGCUGAAUUAGAUACCACUACUAUUAGUUUAAAAUCAGAAGCUAAACUUUUACAUAGUAAAGUUACCUCCCAAAUCAAUGCAGCAGAUCAGAAUUUAAAAUCCCUUUCUGAAAGGCUGAAAGAUCUAGAGGACAGUACAGUCAGAAAUCUUAGAACAGUGAAUAGUCAAGAGGAAGAAGAGCUAACAAAAGUUAAAGAGCAGUUGCACUUUGAUGCAAAGGCAGCUGAAAAAUUAAAAGAACAACAGAACAAUCUUUUAACCAGAGAUAUUGAAUUGAGCCAAAAGCUUGCUGACUAUGAACCUAAACUGGAGGAGUGUAAGAGCCAAUUACCAGCAAUAGAGAAAGCCAUUCAUUCUGUUGUCAGACUAUCAAGUGAGCUGAUUGCUGUAGAGAAGAAAAUGGAAAACAUGACCAUAAAAGUGCUCCAUGUGGAAGAUGAAAUUAGGAAAGCAGUCUCUGACAUAAGGGGCAUACAGAAAAAUCUUGAAGGAACACAUUGUGAAAACAACAUAUUACAGUUUCAGAAAGAAGUGUUUUUUUUAAAAGAAAAAGUCAAUGAAUUUUCGCAAUCCACAGACGAAAACAACCAUAGUAUGAAUGUGUGAGAAGACAGCGCAUUUAAUGGAGCAAGUGGAAUAUCUUCAUAUAAGUUCUCAGAUGAAUCAUCUGCAGGAAGAGAUUAACACUAUGAAGAUAUGGUCUAAGAGAUUAAUUCAAGAAGAGGAACAGCUUCAGCAG
Sceloporus undulatus (fence lizard) is the source of this 1570-nucleotide messenger RNA. RefSeq names its product IKBKB interacting protein (gene IKBIP). The transcript is spliced from 3 exons. NCBI's taxonomy places the organism in Eukaryota, Metazoa, Chordata, Lepidosauria, Squamata, Phrynosomatidae. The record is from RefSeq and is a predicted model, not a curated record. Bases 688 to 1437 code for a protein of 249 amino acids.